This is a messenger RNA of Aspergillus brunneoviolaceus CBS 621.78, 1026 nucleotides long. RefSeq lists its product as uncharacterized. The coding region runs from base 1 to 1026 and encodes 341 amino acids. NCBI's taxonomy places the organism in Eukaryota, Fungi, Ascomycota, Eurotiomycetes, Eurotiales, Aspergillaceae. The record is from RefSeq and is a predicted model, not a curated record. The transcript has 4 exons. Gene Ontology annotation, biological process: reciprocal meiotic recombination. Gene Ontology annotation, cellular component: synaptonemal complex. Gene Ontology annotation, molecular function: ubiquitin protein ligase activity.
AUGGAUUUUUACCUUCGAUGCAAUUCCCUCAAAUGUCGAGCCCAGCUGAAAGAGAGAGCAGUCGUCACGACCUGCUCACACAUCUUCUGUCUCCAAUGUGCCAGCAAUCUAGGUCUUUCACAUCCAACGUCAGUCGACCGUCGUUGCCCAGCCUGCCAAACCAUCCUCGUCAAUCCAGACGACGCGGUCGCCACCAUCCUCAACCCGUCCGAAGACUACAAGACGAGCGUGCUCAGCGGACUGGACCCGAACACGAUCAUGGAAUGCGCCGGCCGGGCCCUGCUGUUCUGGACGUACCAGACCACUCAGGAAGUGUGCGCGUUCUUCCUCGCCCCAGCACGUAAGAACCUCCUCGAGACCCCAUCACUAACAGACCACUCUUCCAGCUUCUACCAAGAGUUCCUCGGAAAGACCCUCACCGAGAAAUACACCAACCUCAACACCCAGAUGGACAAGGUCAUCCACAACGCCAACUCGGAGAUCUCUGCCCUACAAGCACGAAUAUCAGACCAAAACCAGAUACCAACACCUCACCCUUGGCAACCAGACAUGCAAACGACGCAAGACCAACUCCGCAAAAAGAACCAAGAGCUCGUCGACAUGUACCGCGAGAAAUGCACCCGCUUCACGCAGAUCACCAACCUGUACAACUUGUUGAAAUCGCGCGCCAUGAAGUCGCAGAUGCAGACCGCAGCGACGGACUCGGUCCAUCAGACGCUGAACUCGCUGCCUCUGCCUCUUCCUCCUCUGCCGCAGUCACAGUCACACCAGACCUCGAUGCCCCCGCAGACGCCCCUGCACCGGUACCCGGUCGACCGUGAGGGCGUGGAACAGCUGCACCGCCACCAACGCAGCGGAACGGGGAGCUCGAAGGGGGCGGCGACGCAGAUCCAGAAACAGAAACAGAAACAGAACGCGGAUGCGGUGGCUAUGCCUCCUCCGCUGCCGCCGGGGCGGUUACAGGGGGAUCCGCGACAUCGUACGGUCAUGCCGAGAUCCCACUUCUCCCGAGAAAGAAGAUACUGA